GGUCUGUGCAAUGAGUACUGUAACACAGUGUAACUCUUAUUGAAAUAAUUAUCUGUACACAGAUUCCCCCAGCGAUAGCCAUUCUUCACAAUCCGUACUCUCAUGAAACCUGGUUUGCUCCUGCAGUCUUCCUCUUUCUCACUCAGAUAUGAUGGUCAGUAGCUAUGCUCCCCUUCCUGUCUGCACCAGUGGCCUGAUUCUUUUUUUGCAGACUCACAGCAGUCCUUUGCUCCUAAACCUUUGGUUUUCUUUUUACUGUAUUGGUUGUUCCCAUCAUGCUUUCUUCUGCACAGCUCGUAGACUCACACUUGAGAUGCAUUUUACAGGUUUCCUUCAAGGUACAAAAGCUCCUUUUCCUCAGUUUUGCAUAUAAUUCUCAUCCAGUGAUUUCAUACAGACUGAAACCUUUGGCAUGAAUAUCAGUCAAGAAUUUUUAGGAACAUCUGCCAUGGUGAGAAUCCUGACUUUUGGUUUUGUGUCCUCUGCUGAAUCAUACUAGUUUCAUCACUGGAGUCAAGGUGGAGAUUGUGUGAAUAGGAGCACAAGACAUAAGCUUGUGGGACUGGACUGGUACACUGUGCUAUCAAAAUCUGUCUUCAAAGCAGGGAUUAUAGUAAUGUGAAUUGGCUGCAGCCUUAUAUUACAUUUUUCUACCCCCACAACAGUGUGCUGGUAUGUUAACUGCUUCAUCAGAGAAGAAAGCAGAGUUCUGAAGAACAGAAUGUUAAUCUUUUUCUCUCUUGGCAAACAUUGAACUUAAAAAGAUCUUUUCAGUACAACUAACGUUCAGAAGCAGAAAUCCUUACUCUUAAUUCUCAUCAGGCACCAUCUUCAGUCUAUUUCUUCAAUAUUUUUAGCCAAGCAGAGGAGAGCUUUCUUCAGUGCUUGUCCAUCUGUCUCAACUGAACUUGACUUCCUUACUGUUUUUCUCACAUUACAAAUGCCUAAGAACAGCAAGGUAGUGAAAAGAGAACUAGAUGAUGAGGUCAUUGAGUCUGUUAAGGACCUUCUUUCUAAUGAAGACUCUUCAGAUGAUGCCUUUAAGAAGAGUGAACUUAUGGUUGAUGAUCAGGAAGAAAAAGAUGUAGAUGUUGAAGAAGGCUCAGAUGUAGAAGAUGAAAGACCUGCUUGGAACAGCAAACUCCAGUAUAUUCUGGCACAAGUUGGAUUUUCCGUGGGAUUGGGGAAUGUGUGGCGAUUCCCAUAUCUAUGUCAGAAAAAUGGUGGAGGUGCCUAUCUUGUGCCAUACUUAAUUUUGCUACUGAUAAUAGGGAUUCCACUCUUCUUCUUGGAGCUUGCUGUGGGGCAGAGAAUCCGCCGAGGGAGUAUUGGUGUGUGGAAUUACAUCAGCCCUAAACUUGGAGGAAUUGGAUUUGCAAGCUGCGUAGUAUGUUUCUUUGUGGCCCUGUACUACAAUGUCAUUAUUGGAUGGAGUUUGUUUUACUUUUCCCAAUCUUUUCAGCAUCCAUUACCGUGGGACCAGUGUCCUUUAGUUAAAAAUACAUCUCAUACCUUUGUGGAGCCAGAGUGUGAAAAAAGUUCUGCAACCACUUACUACUGGUACAGAGAAGCACUGAAUAUUUCUAGCUCUCUGUCAGAGAGCGGGGGUUUGAAUUGGAAGAUGACUAUCUGUUUGCUGGCUGCCUGGGUCAUGGUAUGCCUAGCCAUGAUCAAAGGCAUUCAGUCUUCAGGCAAAAUCAUGUAUUUUAGUUCCCUUUUUCCUUAUGUGGUACUUUUAUGCUUUCUGAUCAGAGGACUGCUCCUUAAUGGAUCAGUGGAUGGAAUUCGUCACAUGUUCACACCUAAGCUUGAAAUAAUGCUGGAGCCCAAAGUCUGGAGAGAAGCUGCUACUCAGGUGUUCUUUGCCUUAGGGCUUGGAUUUGGUGGAGUCAUUGCCUUUUCAAGCUACAACAAGAGAGACAACAACUGCCAUUUUGAUGCUGUACUGGUGUCCUUCAUCAAUUUUUUCACUUCUGUGCUGGCAACUUUGGUGGUGUUUGCAGUUCUGGGCUUCAAAGCCAAUAUCAUAAAUGAAAAAUGUGUUAUCCAAAAUUCAGAGAAGAUUUUAAAACUUUUGAAAAUAGGCAAUCUGAGUCAGGAUAUGAUCCCACAUCAUAUUAAUUUCUCAAGCAUUACAGCAGAAGAUUACAAUUUAGUUUAUGACAUUAUUCAGAAAGUUAAAGAAGAAGAGUUUGAUUCUCUUGGUCUGAAAUCUUGUCAAAUUGAAGAUGAGCUUAAUAAGGCAGUUCAAGGAACUGGUUUAGCUUUUAUUGCCUUUACAGAAGCAAUGACCCACUUCCCUGCUUCUCCCUUCUGGUCAGUCAUGUUCUUCCUCAUGUUGGUAAAUCUGGGACUUGGAAGUAUGUUUGGAACCAUUGAAGGCAUCAUCACACCCAUUGUUGAUACCUUCAAAGUCAGGAAAGAAAUUCUUACUGUCAUCUGCUGCUUGGUAGCAUUUUUUAUUGGCCUGAUCUUUGUGCAGCGCUCUGGAAAUUAUUUUGUGACUAUGUUUGAUGACUACUCAGCUACUCUACCCCUGCUUAUCGUGGUCAUUUUGGAGAAUAUUGCAGUUACCCGAAUUUAUGGAAUAGACAAAUUUAUAGAAGAUCUGAAAGAUAUGCUUGGGUUUUCUCCAAGCCAAUAUUACUACUACAUGUGGAAGUAUGUUUCACCUUUAGUAUUGUUAUGUUUGCUGGUAGCUAGCAUUGUCCAAAUGGGUUUAAGUCCUCCUGGCUACAGUGCUUGGAUUGAAGAUACGGCUACAGAAGAGUUCCACAGCUAUCCAACAUGGGGAAUGAUUGUCUGUAUAUCUCUGAUGGUGUUGGCCGUACUGCCAGUCCCAAUAGUCUUCAUGGUGCGCCGUUGCAACCUUAUCGGUGACAGCUCCAGUAGUUUGGCAUCUGUAUCCUAUAAAAGAGGCCGGAUAAUAAAGGAACCUGUUAAUCUGGAGGGAGAUAAUACAAGUUUGAUUCAUGGAAAGAGUCCAAGUGAAAUGCCGUCUCCAAAUUUUGGCAAAAACAUAUAUCGAAAACAGACUGGAUCACCAACUUUGGACACUGCUCCAAAUGGACGUUAUGGUAUUGGGUACCUGAUGGCAGAUAUGCCUGAUAUGCCAGAGUCUGAUUUGUAACUACAGAAAAAAAAUGCUGUUUGUUUCUCCUCUCUCACUGAUUAUGACUCUCCUAUGAGAAGUGGUCAGCUUUACUUACUAGGAUGCAAUCUCAGGUGCUCCAUAG
This is a messenger RNA of Athene cunicularia (burrowing owl), 3236 nucleotides long. RefSeq names its product solute carrier family 6 member 15 (gene SLC6A15). The record is from RefSeq and is a predicted model, not a curated record. Gene Ontology annotation, biological process: L-leucine transport; sodium ion transmembrane transport. The transcript has 12 exons. Lineage: Eukaryota; Metazoa; Chordata; Aves; Strigiformes; Strigidae. Gene Ontology annotation, cellular component: plasma membrane. The coding region runs from base 941 to 3130 and encodes 729 amino acids. Gene Ontology annotation, molecular function: proline:sodium symporter activity.